Paramuricea clavata is the source of this 669-nucleotide messenger RNA. NCBI's taxonomy places the organism in Eukaryota, Metazoa, Cnidaria, Anthozoa, Malacalcyonacea, Plexauridae. The record is from the annotation of a GenBank genome assembly.
AUGCUUGGCCCAAUGGUUAGAUCGUCGUGUUUUAGCUUUGAAUCUGCCCAUAACUUCUUCAAGGAAUUAGCAAGAAAGCAGAAUUUCAAGAAUUUACCAUUGUCACUAGCAAAGCGCCAUCAGUUCAACUUGUGUUGCAACUUCGGUGAUGCUGCGGAAAACCCAAGUUCGCAUCCUUUGUUUUUCAGUGAGAAAACGUUUGGUGUAUUAAAGAUGGUGAAUGCAGAAGUGUGUCUGUCAUUGCGAGAAAGAUUUAAUUCAUGCGGGCUUCUACCUGGUAUUGAUCUUGUAAAUGUGUACAAAGUUAGCUGGAUCACGCUUUUUGGCACAAAGUAUGCGAAAUCUGGUGUUAUUGCUGUUGAUGUUGCUGGAGACCCUGCACUGCCUGUUUUUGGUGUAAUCCUGUGUAUAUGGUCUAUUCUCGACUUCGUGUAUUUUGAUGUACGAUUGCUCCAUACACAACGUUUUGAUCAUAAAUAUCAAGCCUAUUGUGUCAGAAAUGUUGAAAAUUAUGAGGAUUGUACUACAAUUUGUCCAUAUGAUAGUUUAGUGGAUUCCAAUGUCUUUCAUUGUAAGAAAGAUAAACAUGGUAACCAGUAUGUUCCUGUUAAAUAUUACCUAUGUGACAUAAUUGAAGAACAUGCAGAAGGACGAAAUCCUCUUCAUUAG